Messenger RNA from Zea mays, 1671 nucleotides. RefSeq lists its product as uncharacterized. Gene Ontology annotation, molecular function: DNA-binding transcription factor activity; sequence-specific DNA binding. The transcript is spliced from 10 exons. The coding region runs from base 469 to 1416 and encodes 315 amino acids. The record is from RefSeq and is a predicted model, not a curated record. NCBI's taxonomy places the organism in Eukaryota, Viridiplantae, Streptophyta, Magnoliopsida, Poales, Poaceae. Gene Ontology annotation, biological process: DNA-templated transcription; regulation of DNA-templated transcription.
AGAAGCUCUGCCACCCGUCCACACAUUCCUGUGAUAGAUCGCAUUCAUGCAGCUGGCUACUGAAUGCGCGUUGUGCUGCGUAGGACACGUAUGGCGAGCUAGCCUACAGAUAAGCCUGGGGAAUGGUUUCAUAUGCAUCCGGCUCGCGCAGGUUUCUGGCAUCGAGCAGUCUGCGAGAUCUCGAUUCGUCUGGAAGACAUCGCUACUACCCCAGCCACAGUACCCAUUGGGUAUUUAUCUGCUCCCUUGCUGAAGCUGGAAUGUGCAGCUCGAUCGGUUAGCGCUACGAGUCCUCGCUGAAUCCAGCCAAAUGAUCCCCUUGAGCUUGCCAGUUAGAGCACGGUGAGUCAGCAAAGAUUAAAAUAGCCUCCGCACCUAAUAUAAUGCUGGCCUUCCGUCAGAAGUAACAGCUAGCUAAGAGAAGCACAAGAAAAAUCUGGUAGCUUGAGUUCUGACUCGAACUCAGAGAUGGCUUAUGCAAGCCCCGGGACUGAUGAUACGUCGACAGAUCUAGAUACUGACGAGAAGAAUCACAUGUUGGAGCUAGGGCAGCUUGUGUCCCUUACAGCUUCUGAUUCCGGCAACAAAGCAAAGGACAAGCUACUAGGUCAAAAGGCACUGCGCCGUCUGGCCCAGAACCGUGAAGCUGCUAGGAAAAGCCGUCUAAGAAAGAAGGCAUACGUUGAGCAACUUGAGAAUAGCAGGCUGAAACUUAGCCAGCUGGAGCAGGAACUCCAGCGUGCUCGCCAACAGGGCAUCUUCAUUCCUACUCCGGGAGACGACCAGCAGCCAAACUCUACUAGUGAAAAAGCAGGUGCUUUGGCGUUUGACAAGGACUACGCUGGAUGGGAAGACGAGCACAGGAAGCAGAUAAGCGAGCUGAGGGCCGCGCUCAGCGCACACGCCGGUGACGACGAGCUCCGGCGCAUCGUGGACGGCGUCAUGGCGCAUCACCACGAAGCGUUCAGGCUCAAGUGCGUGGCAGCCAGGGCCGACGCCUUCCACGUGCUGUCGGGGAUGUGGAAGACCCCCGUGGAGAGGUGCUUUAUGUGGCUGGGCGGAUUUCGACCGUCAGAGAUUCUAAAGUACAGUUCCUCGCAAGCCAUCUGGACCCCCUCACCGAGCGGCAGCUCGCGAGCGUACACGGCCUGCAGCAGUCCUCGCAGCAAGCCGAAGAGGGCAUCUCGCAGCGGGUGCAAGCGCUGCAGCAGUCGGUCGCGGAGACCCUCGCGUCGUCAGGGUCCCCGUGCCUGCCUGUGCCUGCAGGUCGUGCUCCUCCGCCUGGCGACGACGCCGCUCCAGACUGCUCGGGGACGAUGGCGGCGGCGGUUGCGAAGCUUGUCGCUCUUGAAAGCUUGGUGCAUGAGGCUGACGGUCUGCGGAGGCAGACUCUUGAGCAGAUGCAGCGCGUGCUGACCACCCGCCAGUCCGCGCGGGCGCUGCUUGUGAUCAGUGACUACCUUUCCCGGCUACGCGCUCUGAGUUCUCUCUGGAUCGCACGACCACGGGAAUGAAUUCAGCUCGGCUUAUGUAUCUUUGUUUGACCCGGCCGUGGAGAAAAAUAAGAAUCGAAGAUGCCUCCGCUCCUUCCAUCAUCACUGCAUGUAAUUGUAAUCUGAACAUCAUUAUAAACAGCCGUAACCGUUGGCCAUCAUCAGGGUUAAAGACGCA